This is a messenger RNA of Xenia sp. Carnegie-2017, 2619 nucleotides long. Its product is annotated as protein mom-5-like. NCBI's taxonomy places the organism in Eukaryota, Metazoa, Cnidaria, Anthozoa, Malacalcyonacea, Xeniidae. Bases 18 to 728 code for a protein of 236 amino acids. Gene Ontology annotation, biological process: non-canonical Wnt signaling pathway; canonical Wnt signaling pathway. Gene Ontology annotation, cellular component: plasma membrane. The record is from RefSeq and is a predicted model, not a curated record. The transcript has 3 exons. Gene Ontology annotation, molecular function: Wnt receptor activity; Wnt-protein binding.
CACUAAAGGCAAAAAAAAUGGUGAUGGAACAAGCAUUACUGAAAUCUUUCUUUGUACUAUUCACUUUGCAAUCGUGCGUCAGUGCUUAUAACCAUUUCUCGGAGAAAAAGGAUAAAUGUGAACCACUGAAAUACAAACCUUGUCUUCGAAUGAACUAUAAUCGAACCUUAUUUCCUAACUACAUGGGAAAUCGAAAGCAAUCCGAAGCAGAAAUGGACGCAAACGCUUUACUACCGCUUACCGAAAUGGGAUGUUCAUCCGAUGUUUUGUAUUUUAUGUGCUCCAUCUAUUAUCCUGUGUGUAACUCUCUAGGACGAAUAAUCCCACCCUGUCGGCAAUUGUGUGAGAACGUUCACUCUGGUUGUUCAAAAAUCAUAAAACGGCUUGGUUUCCAAUGGCCAGAUAAAUUGAAAUGUGAUCAAUUUCCCAGAAUAAAAACUGACAUUUGCGUUUUUCCUAACGAAACUGCCAUUUUAGAACCAACGACGUCCAUUUUAUCAACUACGUCAUUGGUUGUGCCUUCGAUCAAAAGCAGGUCGAAACCACUCAAGAAAGCUAUCAAAAGAUUUUGCCCAAAAAAGGCAAACGCGAAAAAAUCAAAAUCAAAAACAAUAAAAGAUUGUUGCAAAUGUUGUCGACGUGGACUUCGGGCAUUGAAGAAUGGCGUUGAAAAAUGUACCCUUCGUCGAUUGUAUGGCAAAGGCAAAAGUUUCUUUCGAAAACACUGAGAGAAUGCACGUCGAGAAGGAGCAAACGCUGUUACUUGAGCUGCUGCAAUGUGAAAAGAAAACACGUAUCGAAAAAAGGAAAGAAGAAAAACAGAAAAAGCCAGAGUAGAAGAGAAAAGAAGAAAAAUGGCAAAAAGAGACUCGUUGGUUAGAUGAAAUUAAACAUUUUUUUUAUUCACUUUUACUCCAUCUGUUAUGAACUGCACGGAAAACAUAUCCAAGAAAUUUAAAGAGAUCUCUGAAUACUGCAUGAAUAAAGUUUCUUUCGUUGCUGUUUUAUAUAUGUGUAGAAUGCUUCAAAGAAGGUAGCUACUACAAGUGUUUUUCCAUAUUUUAGAGAUUGACAACUAUUAUCAUUCAAAUUACAUGUAGACAAACCUUUAAUCUUUUAGUUUUCAGAGAUAUUUGACCUUGUACAGUUGGUUUCACUAGACACUAGGCUCUAAUAUUACAAUCUUUCCCUUGCCGUAAAUUUAUCUAACUGUCUCGUUCAUUACUCUACCUAGAAGAAAUGGCUAGAAUCUUAGAUCAUCUGAACUUCAUAAAACUAACAAUCUUCACAGUUUGCUAUAUGAAAGAAAACGAAGAAGUUUCUUUCAAUUAUAUUCGCUUUCCAACUCUGUGAAUUGAUUUCAUUUCACUGACUUCAGUUUUAUUGUAUAACUGACAGAUAUUCUAAAUUCUUGUCUGUGUUUGCAUUUUGCAGUGCUUGAAAAGUUCUUGUUUAACUCGAUACAUUUAAUUAUUAAUUUAUGCACAUACAUGCGAAGCAACAGCGAUUAUUCACAUCUUAUUUAUAGUGUUGUUUAUUUCAUUAACUGACAUGGUUGGUUGCUGAGCAUCAUAAUCAACUUUCUACAAGUGUUGACUGUGUUGCUUAAACUGGUAGAGUUCUAAGAUUAUCCUCUAGGUCGUGUGUACAGUAUAUUUAAUGAAUUGUGUAGUUAAACACAAACUUAAAACGGUUUUUUGAUUGUUGGAAAUAGCCAAAGUAUCUUGGCCUUGAUCUCUUUGAUGUUUUACGAACAGCCGUGAUAAAGGCGGUCACAAGUCAUUUGCUUUGAACAAAACUCAGGCAACGAACUGUUUAUAUGCUUAUUAAAAAUAGAAACGCAUCAGUCACAAGUCGUUGAAAUCCUGCUCUUAGGGUGUCAAGUGUCUAAUUGUACAUACACUGAGUAUUGCUGGUUUUUCAAAAGAAACUGCGUUUCUGGAGACUUACGUUGCGAAGAUCGAGAAUUUGAAUAAUGGCUAAGCGUCUGGGAAUUAUCGUAUUAGCUGUAAUUGUUGUCGCUCUUUCUGUCCAUGCAAAGUCGACCAUGAAAGCAAACAAGAAAUGCUUCCGAUCCAAAUGCCAAGCAAAUGUUGAAAAUCGCAAAUGUUGUCAUAUUGGUGAAAAACUGGCAAAACGAAAUUAUUUAUGCUCUGUCGAUGGUGUUUUGGCAGCGCAAAAAUAUCUUCUGAAAUUGAAACACAAGAUUUACUCCAAAACCAGUUUGCCGAAGAAUCGUUUGUUUCGGAAGACCAAGGCCUGUAAGCGUUAUGAAGACUGUUUACAGUGCUGUUGUCUUGAACGUAAACUGCGCCAGGCGAGAAAAACUAAGUUUAAUGGUUACUUAGGUUAGUUUUCGAAAUCAUUGUUAUACUUGGCAAAGAUGUAUUCUCGGAAGCUUUUAACUGUGUUUUAUUUGUAUACCUAACUAUCCUCGAUUAGACGCAAGUGGAAAAUAAGUAACAGUUUUGAAUGCCAACAAACUCUGACGGCAUAUAGCGAACAGCAAACCAGAUUCUAAUCACAUAGUAUAAAAAUUCCUUUUAUCAUUCAUUUGUGUUUGUUAUUCAGUAGUUUCAAAAUACAUCAGAUGUAUUCAUUGUGUUCAACAUCACUGUA